This is a messenger RNA of Dendroctonus ponderosae (mountain pine beetle), 2649 nucleotides long. Its product is annotated as growth arrest-specific protein 1. Gene Ontology annotation, biological process: regulation of cell cycle. Lineage: Eukaryota; Metazoa; Arthropoda; Insecta; Coleoptera; Curculionidae. The coding region runs from base 294 to 1013 and encodes 239 amino acids. The transcript is spliced from 3 exons. The record is from RefSeq and is a predicted model, not a curated record.
UCAGAUGGUCUUUGCCGUUGAAGGAAAGGGACACGCUAGUCGCUUGUUUGUUUGUUGUUCGGCUCAGCUGAUACGGACGUAGUCGUAGUCGUCGUUAGUUACACACCUAGAAGACUUGGGCCAGGUUUUUUGGGCGACCGGCUUCAAGGAUCGUCGGCUACGCGUUUAUGAUCCGAUAUUUCGAGAUUUAUUUUGAACUUUUUGGACGGUUAGUGCGUUGAGUAAUAGUUGUUAGUUUGGAUUAUUGGAUGCGGAUAAUGCUAAAGGAUUUAAAAAAUUAAACGUUGGUCGGUAUGUGGUUCACAAUGCUACCAGUGGUUGCAUUUGCAACAGUUGUCUAUGGGAUUCCCUGCGAAGAAGCACGAAUGAAAUGCAUGUACAGGGUGGGAUGUGGGAAAGCUCUGCAAAACUACAUGGUUGGGUGUUCAUUGGUUCUUCAAGAAUCAGCUAUUGAUUACUGUCCGAAAGUUUGCGAAUACUCUCUAAUCGCCCUUGUAUCAACGGAAGAAGGAAAAGCUCUUAUGGAAUGUGAAUGUAGUGACCCUUAUUGCCAGCACGAGAAGGAACGAACCGAAAUUUGUAAGCCGAGUGUGAUCAAAACCAUCAAUGAACCGGUUGUUGCUUGUCGAAUAGCACAGCGAAUCUGCAACGCAAAUGCAGCAUGUGCGACUGCAUUCGACUACUACCAGAGAAACUGCAAGGCAAUGUUUCAUGGGAAGAAGUGCACUCCGAAAUGCCACAAUUCCAUCAGUAUUCUUAGAAGACAAGAAAAAGCACAGCAACUGAAAAUGUGCACAUGCGAUGGCAAAGAAGAUUACGAUUGUCCAAAAAUUCAACGGAAUAUGGAAAAACUCUGUUUCCAUAAAGCGCAUCAUCGCUAUAAUGCCACAACGCCAACUGUGAAUGUGCAUUCGGAACAAACGCCUGAAGUCAUACGGACUUCUUCAAGUGAAUGUUUAAGAGUGUCUUUGAUUGUGUUGUUUGUCAGUUUGUUGUUGCUUAGGACACGGUAAUGUGUAAUUUUGACGCUAAAAUUUUUUCUACCUCGAUUGAUCAUUCAGUAUUUAUGGAUGUUUCCACAGACUGUGAUAUUAUUACUAUAAUGAGAGAAUUAAAUAUGUGCAGACGAACUGUUAGUGCAUGUGUAGAUCGUAAUUUUCUGGAAAGAAAGUAGUGGAUAAUUGAGAUUUGCCAUCAAGCUUAACUGAGGAAAGGAAUAAAACUGGCUUUCUUUUGUAUGUGAAAAUGAUUUAGGAAAGUGAUUAAACUUGGAUAGUUUGGGUAAAGUAGAAAAAUUGUAUUAUUGAGGAGGUUGCAACCUAUUCAACCUAUGCAAGUUGAGCAUUUUCAUUUUCCAAACUUUGAAAGAACUUUGAAAGUGUGGCCAACAGAUUCAUUAAGUUUUUUGCUACAUUUUUGUUUUCAGGUAAUAUUUUUCUUGAUAUUUCGUACACGUCAAAUUACUGCUUUUAACCAAAGAAAAAUGUAUUGCUCUUUUGUGUUCCAUGUGAAUCCUAAUGGAAGUGUUUCCCGACUUAUUUCACGUUAAAGGGGAUAAAUAAAAAAACUGAAAGAAAGAAGAAAGAAAGAAAAAGAAAACUUUUGUUUUAAUCAAAUUGUGAUUGUUUUGCAAGCAGUUUUUUAUUACGUUUCUGUUAUCUAAAAACAUUUAAAAUGUUUUGUCAAUUUUAGCAAGCUGCAGCAAAUAACGAUAUAAUCUGAUACUUGUUUGAAAUGUUUGACAAUAAUUCCUUCAUCGAGUCCUUUCAACUUCUCGGUUAACUUGCCCUCUUUUUGCUGUCUUUGCCACCUGGAGAAAAUACAGGGUCGUCCUCACCUACAGUGUAUUCACUAGAUGAUACUACAUAAUUGCACUUAGGUCUUACAAAUGGAAAUUUCUUCGUUUCAUUCGUUUCGUUCAGCAACUUAACAUCGACACUUAUAUGUCAUAUUAUCUCACUGGGUUGAAAAUUUACGAUUUUAACACUGAAAAAUAUAGAGUAAAAGUACUACAGUACAGGCUGGAGGGUAUUUUAUUUGCGCUAAAUAUAAAAAAUCGUAAGUAUGUGUAGAUCAAAAUUAAUUUCUUUAACUCUAAUAGAUUUAGACUGCCUUAGUACAAAAUCAAAUAGUUUUAAUGAUCAACCAUCAAUAAAAGCAUACCUGUUUAAUUCUUCCUAACAUAAAUAAAGUAUAGUAUAAUUAUUGUACUUAACUAUUUGAGAUUUCUACAUGUAUUCAAAAUAAUAGUGAAUAUUUGCAUAAAAUACCAAUGUUUAUUUAGAAAACCAAAGGAGAGCUUGCCGCUGUAUAUAAAUAGCUUUAAAUUAUUGAAAUGUUAUCAAAUUGUCACAGGCUGGCCCUUCUUGCUUUAAUAUAUUUUUAUGUCAAUAAGUUAUUUAUUAUUAUCCAAUGUAUUAUUCUACUUUUACAUUACAAAUUGGUAUUAAUAUCCAUUGUAGUGUCAGAAAAUACUGUAACGAUUUUUAAUUUGCUAUUUGAGUUUCAAAAUUUAUUGUAAAUUAUGUAAAUUUAGUAUUUUGUCGACGUUUAAUACAAUUAGAAUGUUUAAUGUAAUUAGAAUAGUGUAUAGCGAAUUGUAAAAUAUUUUUAUAUUGUGAAAAUAAAUGGAAGUUCGUUAAAAUGUGA